AAAGCAUCUCAAAAGGGAUACAAUUUGAUGAAGCAGUAGGAAGUAGGAACCCAUUUUAGAAUCUCUCUCUCUUCUCCGAUUCAGUUUCUUCAUCGUUUGGAAUCAAGUUGUUAAACCAGAUUUAGAAACCAAAACUGAAAAAGACACCUCUCCCUCCAAAACCUGGACAGUUUCUUAAAGAAAACUUCUUCUCACCGAACUCCAUUGAACCUAAUAUACAUUUUGACAUUUUUUUCUUCUCCAUUCCUUUCUUUCUUUAUGAGUUAUCUAUAUCUCCUUCCCCCUCUCACUUCCUCCCUCUCAGCUUUCCAUUUCUUCUUCUUCUUCUUCUCAUGCGGCCGCUUAAGCGAAAAGCCUCUUUUUUCCUCCCAGAGAUGAAGCACCGCAAGAACAAUAAUCUCUCCAUCUUCGUCGUCGUCUUCUCCAUAUUUCUCUUCGCCGGUUUCAUGUACAAUGAAGACGUGAAAUCCAUCGCAGAGUUCCCUUUCUCAAGUCCCAAAUCUCAAGAACUCCAACCAGAUUUAUCAAAUCUAAAUAACCCAGUUCAAGAAACCAUCAAGAAUGAUGAGCAAGUGGAGAUUUCGAAAGAAGAAACAGAACCCAUUACUCUGAAGAUGAUCAUAGCCAAGGAAGAAACUCCAGAGGUCAAAUUGUCCACCAUUAGAGAAGAAGUUGAAGAAGUUGAAGUUCCACCAGAGGACUGUGAUCUCUUUACAGGAGAAUGGGUUUUCGAUAAUGUCUCGUAUCCUCUGUAUAAAGAAGAUGAAUGUGAGUUCCUCACUGCCCAAGUGACUUGCUUGAGGAAUGGCAGAUUUGAUUCUCUUUAUCAAAAUUGGAGAUGGCAGCCCAGAGAUUGCUCUUUGCCCAAGUUCAGUGGGAGAUUAUUACUUGAGAGGCUUCGAGGGAAGCGGCUCAUGUUCGUGGGUGAUUCAUUGAAUCGUAACCAAUGGGAAUCCAUGGUUUGUCUAGCGCAAUCUGUGAUCCCUCCAGGCAAGAAGAGCCUAAAGAAGACUGGCUCGCUCUCUGUUUUCAGAGCUGAGGAAUAUAAUGCUACGGUUGAAUUCUACUGGGCCCCAUUUUUGGUGCAAUCUAACUCGGAUGAUCCAAAUAUGCACAGCAUUUUAGAUCGUAUCAUCAUGCCUGAAUCCAUCAAUAAGCAUGGAGAGAAUUGGAAGGGUGUGGAUUACUUGAUCUUCAAUACCUAUAUAUGGUGGAUGAACACUUUCAAAAUGAAGGUUCUGCGUGGAUCGUUCGAUGAGGGUGAUAUAGAGUAUGAUGAGAUCGAACGACCGGUAGCUUACGCUAGGGUUUUGAAGACUUGGGCUAAUUGGGUGGAGAAAAAUGUGGAUCCCAAACGCACCUCUAUCUUCUUCAGCAGCAUGUCUCCUCUUCACAUUAAGAGCUUGGAUUGGAACAACCCUGAUGGGAUCAAGUGUGCCAAAGAGACUACGCCGAUUGUGAACAUGACCCGGGUGGAGGUGGGCACGGACCGUCGACUCUUUGUUGUGUCGUCUAAUAUAACCCGAUCCAUGAAGGUACCCGUUUACUUCAUUAACAUCACUUCUCUAUCUGAGCUCCGAAAGGAUGCACACACGUCGGUAUAUACUAUCCGGCAAGGCAAGAUGCUCACAGAUGAACAGAAGACGGAUCCGAUUAAUUUCGCGGAUUGCAUCCAUUGGUGCCUCCCGGGUUUGCCUGAUACUUGGAAUGAAUUCAUAUAUACCCAUAUAAUCUCUCGCUCCCCAACCCGCUAGUUCACACGUGUGAACCUUUUAUUUCUUUUAUUUUUUUUCCCUCCUUCAUUAUUUCUCUCCCUUUUUUAACUUUUAAAAAAAAAAAAAAUUUGCCCACUUUUCCUUUCUAUGCUUCUUCAUGUUUUAUUUUUGUUAAUAGGACCCAUUUUUUUGUAUUUUACUUUGAGAUGAAACAUGGCCCCUUCUGCCUUACCAAAUUGUACCUCUUACCUCAAAUGUAUAAUGAAUUUUAGGGAGAAGAAAUAAGAGAAACUGAAAAGAGAAAAAGCAAAGAAUUGCUGUGCUA
Messenger RNA from Macadamia integrifolia, 2040 nucleotides. Its product is annotated as protein ESKIMO 1-like. Gene Ontology annotation, cellular component: Golgi apparatus. Gene Ontology annotation, molecular function: O-acetyltransferase activity. The transcript has 5 exons. NCBI's taxonomy places the organism in Eukaryota, Viridiplantae, Streptophyta, Magnoliopsida, Proteales, Proteaceae. The coding region runs from base 333 to 1754 and encodes 473 amino acids. The record is from RefSeq and is a predicted model, not a curated record.